Syzygium oleosum is the source of this 1736-nucleotide messenger RNA. Its product is annotated as cytokinin hydroxylase. The record is from RefSeq and is a predicted model, not a curated record. The transcript is spliced from 5 exons. Lineage: Eukaryota; Viridiplantae; Streptophyta; Magnoliopsida; Myrtales; Myrtaceae. Gene Ontology annotation, molecular function: iron ion binding; oxidoreductase activity, acting on paired donors, with incorporation or reduction of molecular oxygen; monooxygenase activity. Bases 62 to 1612 code for a protein of 516 amino acids.
CUCUCUUUCUCUCUCUGAUACUAACACAAAGUGUUGCCUGAUCACCACCACCAGCACCACCAUGGCCACGGUGGUCCUAACAGCGAUCUUGGUUGUCCUCUUGAGUCUGCUAAUUAAGGGUGCUUACGAGACCAUCACGUGUUACUGGUGGACGCCGAGGCGCAUCAAGAAAAUAAUGGAGAGGCAAGGCGUGCGUGGCCCGAGACCUCGCCCCCUGAUCGGCAACAUCCACGACACGGCCUCCCUCGUCGCCAAGUCCACCUCCGACGACAUGGACUCCAUCCGCCACGAUGUCGUUCCCCGCCUCUUGCCCCAUUACGUCCUCUGGUCCCAGCAAUACGGAAAACGGUUCAUAUACUGGAACGGGUCCGAGCCACGGAUGUGCCUGACCGAGACCGAGCUGAUCAAGGAACUCCUGUCCAAAUACAGCACUCUAUCCGGCAAGUCGUGGCUGCAACAGCAAGGGUCGAAGCAUUUCAUCGGGAAGGGACUCCUGAUGGCGAACGGUGACGAUUGGUACCACCAGCGCCACAUCGUCGCCCCCGCCUUCAUGGGAGACAAACUCAAGAGCUAUGCGGGGUACAUGGUGGAUUGCACUAACCAGAUGCUCCAAUCGCUGAGGAAGGCAGUGGACUCGGGCCAGAAGGAGUUUGAGAUCAGCGAGCACAUGGCCAGGCUCACGGCCGACAUCAUCUCCAGGACUGAGUUUGACAGUAGCUACGAGAAGGGCAAGCAAAUCUUCCACCUCCUCACCAUCCUCCAAAGCCUCUGUGCCCAAGCGAGCCGCCACCUGUGCCUUCCCGGCAGCCGAUUCUUUCCAAGUAAGUACAAUAGGGAGAUAAAGUCACUCAAGAUGGAGGUGGAGAGGCUGCUGAUGGAGAUAAUCCAGAGCCGGAGGGACUGCGUCGAGGUCGGGCGGAGCUCCUCAUACGGGAACGACCUGCUCGGGAUGCUGCUCAACGAGAUGCAGAAGAAGAAAUCAGGGAGCGGAUUCAGCUUGACUCUCCAGUUGAUCAUGGACGAGUGCAAGACCUUCUUCUUCGCCGGGCACGAAACCACCGCGCUGCUGCUGACGUGGACGGUCAUGCUCCUCGCCAGCAACCCAUCCUGGCAAGAGAGAGUGAGGGAGGAGGUCGCUCAGGUCUGCAAUGGUGCCGAUCCCUCAGUCGAACACCUCUCCAAGCUCACCCUGUUAAAUAUGGUGAUUAAUGAAUCACUAAGGCUCUAUCCGCCAGCCUCGGUGCUUCCCCGGAUGGCGUUUGAGGAUUUCAAGUUGGGCGACCUCCACAUCCCGAAGGGGCUCUCGAUCUGGAUUCCGGUCCUCGCCAUCCACCACAGCGAGGAGCUGUGGGGCAAGGAUGCGAACGAGUUCAACCCGGAGAGGUUCGCGUCGAAGGCUUUCGCCCCGGGCCGGUUCGUGCCCUUCGCGAUGGGCCCGCGGAACUGCGUCGGCCAGACCUUCGCCCUCAUGGAGGCCAAGAUCAUCCUGGCCAUGUUGAUAUCCCGGUUCAGCUUCACGAUCUCCGAGAGCUACCGCCACGCCCCCGUCGUCGUGCUCACCAUAAAACCCAAGUACGGGGUUCAAAUAUGCUUGACGCCCUUAAACCCGUAGAAACAUACAAGUUCUGAGGUUUCAAGAUGAAAAGUUUUGGUGGCACAAUUUACUACACCUUCUUACUUGUGCAAUAAGGAGAUGAAAGAUGAGAAUGAUGGUUGUAAAGAUGAAGAAACCAGAA